Molecule: messenger RNA, 576 nt
Organism: Phytophthora nicotianae INRA-310
Lineage: Eukaryota; Oomycota; Peronosporomycetes; Peronosporales; Peronosporaceae
Exons: 4
Coding region: 1-549 (182 amino acids)
Source: RefSeq, a predicted model, not a curated record
AUGGGUAAUGUAUGCUGCGGUGGCGGAAACUCGGAGGUGUUGGCGCGACAAGAACUGCUCAAAGAGGGCAACGAUUUCAAGAAAAAGAGCGCUUUUCUAGGAGUGCUCAGCAGAUCUGAAAACGUCUACUUGCAGCUAAACCCGUCGGGUACCAGACUGAUGUGGCGACAAACACCCGGUCCAAGUAGCUCCGAAGAAUUGCCGAUUUAUCGGGUUGGCAAAGUAUGUCCGAUGGGUCGUCUUGAUCUGGUGCUUCUCGGUCAGAAUGGCCAGAAAUUGCUUGAAUUGACAGCAGGAACGACGGAUGUCCGAGACCUGUGGGUGCAGACGUUGGAAGAGCUUUGUCUUCCCGGUCAAGAAAAUCAGAGUGAGGAGGACGCGAAAAGCUUAAAAGAAAAAAUGGAGAAGCAGCAGGAUAAGCAGAAGGAGCAAUAUUGGAAAGAUCGAACGGAGGAAUUGGAGAAACGACGACGCGAUGCUGAAGAACGCAAGAAGAAGAUUGGCGUUAUUGGAAUGAAAUACACCGCCCAAGCGAUGGUGAACAGAUAGGCUAAGGCAGUAGAGAUUAGUUCUCUC